UAGGCUCACGAACGUAAACAUCAACCUCCGCAUUCUAUUACCUGUUUGUAUGUAUGUAUGCAUGUUCCGGGUCGUAAUAAUGAUCUUCGUCCGAGGCACAGACGCCGUCACAUCUCCCAGGAGAGGUCUACUGGCAAUUUAGUCUCCAGCAUGGAGGGGCGCAAGGGAAUGUCUCCCGCUGCUUUUCUCCAAUGUCUUUCUCUCAUGAUGACGAAACAAUUUUCGUCGUGCUGCCUGGAUGCCAUUGACCGUGAGAGAGGCUCGAACAGCCACUACCUAGGUACCAAUUCAGUAGAACACGCAGGGUACAGCGCAUCAACAUCUAUCCCAAGCGUUCAUGCAUAUACGUUUCUCUCUCCCUCUCGUUUCCUCUUCUCCACCACUCCUGCCUCCGACCGGGAGCAAUGAUCAGUCACAACAAUGACCUCGACGACGACGGCGAUGGCGACACCUCCUCAUCGGGCAAUUACGACAUCCUCAAGGAUUGCCUGUCAGCCAUGAUCAUCGAGAAAUUGACCCCAACCAAUGCCCGACCGACCAAGAAGCGGACCUCGAAAGGUCGGAAGAACGAAAUCAAGCCCGUGGAGAGGCCGGCGCCGUCGGAAGCGGAGGUCGAGAACGAUGUUGCUGAAUUGGGAGAUUUCACAGAGUACCUGGCCCAAGAAAUCCACUCGAGCCUCCCGGAGGAUUUACGCACACUCUCAUAUGCAGGAACGCAAAACGACAGCGCCCUCUCCGUCCGGUACACGCUCCCCCUGGACGACGCUAUCCUCGACACCAUCCUCAAGCCACUACCCCUGAGCAUCCGCGACUCCCUCACAUCCUACAAUCUCCUGACCAAUGACGACGACGGCAAAGAUGCAGUGGAAAGCGCCUACCGCCUCUUCCUCUGCACAUGCUUACACAACUACAUCAUCAGCACGACGACGAAACCGCCGGAACAUGACCCUGCCACGGUCGCAAACCGCACCACCGCCUGCGAGAUCUGCGACCGCGAACACCUCCCGCUGACGUACCAUCAUCUGAUACCCCGGCAGAUGCACGCCAAAGCGGUCAAACGUGGCUGGUGCGCGGCGUGGGAAGUGCAGAAGGUGGCGUGGUUGUGUCGCGCGUGCCACUCGUACGUGCAUAAGAUUGCGUCAAAUGAGGAGCUCGCGAGGGAUUUCAGUAGUAUUGAGAGAUUACUGGAGAGGGAGGAUGUGGUGAAGUGGGCAGCGUGGGUAGGGAGGGUGAGGUGGAAAGCGAGGUGA
This is a messenger RNA of Dissoconium aciculare CBS 342.82, 1250 nucleotides long. RefSeq lists its product as uncharacterized. Bases 405 to 1250 code for a protein of 281 amino acids. Lineage: Eukaryota; Fungi; Ascomycota; Dothideomycetes; Mycosphaerellales; Dissoconiaceae. The transcript is spliced from 2 exons. The record is from RefSeq and is a predicted model, not a curated record.